This is a messenger RNA of Heterobilharzia americana, 3587 nucleotides long. Lineage: Eukaryota; Metazoa; Platyhelminthes; Trematoda; Strigeidida; Schistosomatidae. The record is from the annotation of a GenBank genome assembly.
CGAAUACUAAAUACAAUGACCUUACCAGUCUAACUUUAUAAAAGCUGUGGUAUGUUUUCAUGGUUAGGGUGUUAAAAUGGGGCUAAGUUGCGGAUACAAAUGCUUGCAGUUGUUGCUUGUAAUUUUUAAUUGUGGGGUUUUUGUAUGUGGUAUUGGAUUGAUUGCAGCUGGUGCAGUUGCUCUCAACUCAGUGGUUAAUCAUUGGAAAGAUAUCGAACCUCCACUUCAAUAUCUUAUAAUAACAAUCAUUGUAUUGGGAUGCAUUCUUUUUAUUCUUGGGGCUUUAGGCAUGUUCGGAGCAUGCACAAAAAAUGUUUGUCUCUUAACAACGUAUUGUGUCCUUUUAGGGCUCCUGAUAAUUGGUCAGAUAGGAGCUGGGAUAGCAGCAAUCAUAUACAAACCCAAAGUAAAAGAGCAUAUUACUGAUGCUUUGAAAUCAAUCGUAUCUCGUUACUAUUCAAACGAACACUUUAAAAAGGUCCUUGAUGAAGUCCAGACAAAACUAAAAUGUUGCGGAGCUGAGUCACCUGAUGACUAUCGUUCAAACGUUCCAGACUCAUGUAAAUCAUCCGGUCAAACUUACAAGAAGGUAAUUUCUUCUUUCAUGAGACACAGAUAAAGAAAUAAUUAGCCGCUAAUCUGUGCUUAUCUCUUAGUCUGUCUACUGAGAAUCACAAUGCUUUUUGAUUACUUUUUACAAUGUAUACCUCGAAUAAUAAUUUUUUUUAUUUUCCGUAUUCACGCGAAAUAACGUUCCUAUUAAAUGAAAACGCACAUUUAUAAUCAUUCUCACUUUGCAUGAAAUGAGGCUUUCAAACAUAUAUUAGUCGAGCUUUGUUGGCAUUGUCCACCGCAUGUACUUGACCUAAUAAAUCGUUAAUAAUCUUCAGGCAAAGUCAACAAACUUUCUAAUGAAGGACUGUGAUGUUUCAAAAGCCUUUUACUUUAUUGACAGUAAAAUGCAGAGCUGGUCAAAGACUCACGUCCAUCUAAAACUAAACACACUUUUGUCGAUCACAUAACGGUUCUACAUUUUUUUUAUAACUAUGACCUCGUUAUAAGGGUUAACAUACCCUACUUGUAUUGUCCUCAUCACCUUUUUAGAAAUCUUCAACGUUUAAAGCCGCCCCAUUAAGUUCUAAUGGAAGUCAUGCCUUGUAUUCACAAGAAGAAAUUAGUGGACAUAAAUUUGUGCGAACUUUAAAAUUUAGUAGCAUACUGGGCAAAAUUUAAAAUGUACGCAGAUCAUUAAUUCGUGUUAAUCCACUGGUUUUUGACUAUAGUACUAAAAUCAAACUUUUUACUUAUCUGCCCUGUCCAAUUACUGAAUAACUGACAUACGAUUAGGUAUGGCGUAGUUCAUCCAUAAUCAAGGCUAAAACCAUUGGCAAAUCGAAAGAUGAUACGCGGAAAAUUAGGUAUGUGGUCAAAGUGCCUCCUUCAAUUGAGGUUUUGAUAUGAAACACCGUCAAAUGUGAUCAUUCAUUAUCUUCGCAAAGACCUGCUAGAGAAUGAUGACAAGGGGCCAGCAAACAAUCAGCCGAAACCCUUUGUUGUUUCAGUUCAUUCUGGAAAAUUUGCACAAGAAUCGUGUAAUCUUAGGUGUUAUGCUACUCAAAAGCGAAUGUUCUGGUUAAUAGAAAUAGAAAACAAAUACUUUCAGGAUAGACUUAUCCCAAAAGACACAGACAGCAUUACCUUUACGACGAUAAAAUAUUUUUUUCUGCAUUAAUUAGUUAUUUUUUACUGGCACUAUCAGUACUAUGCUAAAUCUGCUCACUGUUUUGAAAAUGUAACAAAUAUUGCAAGGAAAACUAAUGGCAUCACGACUAGUUACACAAUGUUACAAGAAUCUUUGCUUGUAGAAGCUAAAAGUCACUGAUUUUUUGAUUUUUUAGUUAGCAAUAAAUAUAUAGCAUAUUGGCAAACAAUGCAGCGUGAAGAAAACAGAGUUCCUGGUAUUGCCAUAAUAAAGAGCCCUUCGAAGUAACUAGCUACGACUUUAAAAUAUGCAACCAGUUCUCAGACUAGAACUUAGAGUGGAUUUAAGUUAUUACCCACUGUUGUCUGUCUACAGCAAUAAUCUAAUGAUUAUUUGCUCAAUUAAACAGAUUUCGUUUUGGACUAUUUUGAAAGUGAAACUGGUGGCUUUUAUUCGACCAAGAUAUUUACUUAAAUGAAAUCUCAACGUUUACAGCACUAACUUGAAGUGCAAGACUUCACUCACCUCCUUUAUCGGCCAAUUCACUAUCAUUAUUUACUUGACUGGCAGGUUGAUUUACAUUUAUAACCCCAUUAUAAUGAAUACAUAUGUUGCUCAUUGCGUAUACGAUAUUUUGCGACACAUUGUGUGAUUAUACUGCAUUUUAUGUUGUUCAGCUAUCUUAUGUCGAUAGUGCGAAUGAGGCUAAAUUAUGAGGUUAUAUUUGGCCUACAUUAAGUAGCAGGACAUGUUUUGCUAUAUGAACACAUAAGCUGGUGAAACAUUCAGGUACUUGGAAGUAGCGCUUUGGAAAUUUGGUUACAGUAAGCGCACUAUGCGUAUCAAAUAUACCAAGGCACCUUAAAGUGUGAAACAGUUGUUUCACAUCGUCGUACGCAAAAAACAACCUAAAUUAAUAAAUGCGCAGACGAGUGAGGUCUAAUUUAUGACACAAAUCGAAAGGACGUUUGGCACUAGUAAUAAAGAUUUCCACCUACUGUAUUUCUGAGGUGUUAAAUAAUUUGUUUGAAGGCCACCUUAGGCAGCAUGCUGUUUUUUGUGCCUACAGGUGAAGUUUUGCCUCUAGUAGUUAUAAGGAGAGAGGUAAUAGCUACUUCUUCAGAUAUUUAAAUAGUCUGAGAAGAAUUUUCAGUUCCCAGUAUUCUUUCAGUGGCUAUAUGUUAGGCUUGUCGUUAAUGAAAACAAAAGGCUUUGGGUUAUCUCAAAAAAUGAAUUAGGAAGGAGAAUCGCCAAUGAUGUCUGAACUAUCAAGUGUUACCUUUCACUUUAAGUUCUUCUCUAAAUAUGUCAGUUAGUUGUAGGAACAUUUUCGUAUCGUGGCUUUUUCAGUUCAUCGUUAAUAUCAUGCUUUAAAAUAUCAUUUGGUUUAUUUCAGGGGUGCAUUGACAAAGUGAGUGAACUGAGCAAGAAACACUUGAAUAUUGUCAUUAUCUGCGUAUUCAUCUUUGCUUUGCUACAAAUGAUCUGCUUAGCAUUUGCAGUCUGUGUUCUCAUAGCUAUAAAACAAGGUAGAGAUGAUUAGAUUAAAUGAACAAAAAAUAAAAGCAAUCAGCGAACAACAAUAACGAAAUAAAAGAUCUUGAAUAAGAAAACAAAUUUUGAUGUGCAUUAUUCAACAACAUAAUCUACUUCUUAUUCCAUUCAUUGUUUUCCUUUUUCUUCUUCGUAUUUUUGAAUUUUUAUACAUUCCUUUUAUGAGACUGGGUGUUAAAUGGCCAAUGUAAUAUUGGUAAUUUUAUUUUUAUUACAAACAAAAUUGUAAUACUUGUUAUUCGUUUUGAUAAUUCCCUUCUACUUUGUAUGUAUUUUGUGAUCAAAUGAAGUAUGAAACGAAACAAAAAUAAAAGCAUUUUAACUAGUGAUU